Molecule: messenger RNA, 1280 nt
Organism: Bombyx mori (domestic silkworm)
Lineage: Eukaryota; Metazoa; Arthropoda; Insecta; Lepidoptera; Bombycidae
Gene: sro
Product: short-chain dehydrogenase/reductase
Biological process (GO): steroid metabolic process
Cellular component (GO): intracellular membrane-bounded organelle
Molecular function (GO): oxidoreductase activity
Source: RefSeq, marked provisional
AGUGUCUUUUCAGUUCUUAAGACAGCAACACCAUAUCGGAACGACGUCGUAGCCGAAUAUUUUAUUAGAAUUUUUCAUUACAAGUCUAAAUAUUCUAAAUAGUCAGCGCGAUGUCCGUUAGCCGUCUUGUAGCUGUAACAGGGUGUGAUAGUGGACUCGGUUGGGCAGUAGCAGCUCGAUUAGCCCGAGAAGGCUUCAUCACAAUAGCUGGUAUGCACAAAGGAAUAGAAACCGAAGCAGCGAAAGCCCUCGAAAAAUUGUGUGCGCACACAUUCCCUUUAGACGUAACUAGAGUUGAAAGCGUUCAAGAAUUCCGGAAGUACGUGCUUACAGUCUUGAAAGAUAAUCCUAAAUAUAAAUUUCAUGCCGUGGUCAACAACGCUGGAGUUAUGACAGUAGGAAAGUACGAAUGGAUGACAGCAUCGAUGAUAGAAAGCCCGGUUCAUGUGAAUUUGCUCGGCGCGAUGAGAGUCAUUUCCGCAUUUUUACCAGAGAUCAGAAAAACUGCAAUCGAAACUACAAGCAAACCUAAGCCCCGUAUAAUCAACGUUGGUAGCCAUUGUGGCCUGCAGCCUUUGCCCGCCUUCGCUGCAUACAGUGCAAGCAAAGCUGGCCUUUUGGCGUUGACACGAUGUCUACAUCUUGAGCACAGCGAGCACGGAUUAGCUGUCAUUGCCUUUGUACCAGGUGGCUUCGUUGGCUCUAGUAACAUUCUGCUCGGGCAAGAAACAAAAGGAGAAGCAAUGGUUGAACAUUUAAACGAUGAACAACGAAAGUUUUACGGAAAUAAAAUUGAAUCUCUAAACAAUUAUUUGGAGCUGGCAUCUGGCGAGGGGAAAUUUGAUUCAAUGCAUGAUAUGAAAAUAUUGAACACUUUUAUGAAGGCUAUGUUGGAUGAAACUCCGAAAUUAAUGUAUAAAGUGGAAUCCUGGAGAUAUAUGUUUUAUUAUAAUUUAAUGAGAUUGCCUUUGCCAUUAUUCAUUCAUAAAUGGAUUAUUAAACAGUUUCUAAGCUUCCCUGAUCACCAAUGAACAGAAUAACUUAUAGAUAUAAUAGGUAAUAACCAACUUUAUUUAAAAAUUAUAAAAAGGUAAAAAAUUAUAAAAACUUAAAAAAAAUUACAAAAAUUAAAAAUUAUAAAAAGAUAUCUAUUUAGAAUGUUUUUUUUUUUUGUUUUAAUUAUUAAGCAAUAAACUUUUCCUUUUAAUCAUAUAAAAUUAAGGAGUAGGUAUUAAGUAGGUAUUUAUAUUUUAAAUUAUUAAAUUCGUAAUUACUACUUA